Messenger RNA from Nicotiana attenuata, 1360 nucleotides. Its product is annotated as probable RNA methyltransferase At5g51130. Lineage: Eukaryota; Viridiplantae; Streptophyta; Magnoliopsida; Solanales; Solanaceae. The coding region runs from base 327 to 1196 and encodes 289 amino acids. The transcript has 9 exons. Gene Ontology annotation, biological process: snRNA modification. The record is from RefSeq and is a predicted model, not a curated record. Gene Ontology annotation, molecular function: RNA methyltransferase activity; snRNA binding; O-methyltransferase activity.
ACCUAGAGACAUAAGAAAAGAGGAGAGCUAACAUUAGACCCCUACACACAACAGAGAAACACAAAAAAAUUGGUUCUGGAAAGUGCAUUCGUUGCUGCUGAUUCAAGGAGUUUUUCUUCACUAUUUUCUGGGCUUCAAUUUGGUUUUCUGACUGAGAAUCGAAGCCGAGUGCUGCUGUUCCGUCACUAGCUGAAUUCCAUAGUUGUCUAGCUGUUAUUUUUGUGUUCUGCUAAAAUUUAAGCUGUAUAAAGAGCCGGCUAAAACCCUAAUCCCAUUGAGUGCAUAAACCCUUUGGAUCAUCUGCCUUUUUGGUUUUUCAUAUUUCCAUGGAGCACCAACGAGUAAGAACAGGCGGUGAACAUCACGAGGACACAUCAGCGACGACGCAGAAGAAAAAACGUAAAGAAGUUGCUCUCUAUGGUAACUACAGAAACUACUAUGGCUAUAGAAUUGGUCAGGAUUUGGAAGAAGAUCCAAGGUUAAAAGCUAUGAAGAAGGAGUGGUUUGAAGGCAAGGAUUGUCUUGAUAUUGGCUGUAAUAGUGGAGUGAUCACAAUCGCCAUUGCACAAAAGUUUAGCUGCCGAAGCAUCCUUGGAAUUGACAUUGAUGGUGCAAGAGUUAAUGAUGCCUAUUGGACUCUCAGGAGAAAAGUGAAGAGUAUUAGAACAGUGCCUGCAGUGGGUGACAAAUUAGCAGAAUCAAAUACUGUAAAUUGUUUAAAAGAUCCUGUGGCAGAGUCUCUUAAUAAAAGGGCAAAGAAUGAUUGUACAGCACCUCAUCAUUUGCAAGAGGGAGAUUUUCUUGACACAGUAUCCUUCAAGAAAGGAGAUUUUAUUCAGAAUUGGCAUCCAAGAGACAAUACAUCUUAUGAUACAAUUAUUUGCUUAAGUGUGUCAAAGUGGGUGCAUUUAAAUUGGGGAGAUGAGGGAGUAAUAACUUUGUUUUCCAAAGUCUGGAGGCUCCUUUCACCGGGUGGUGUCUUUAUUUUGGAGCCUCAGCCUUGGAAAUCAUACUACGAUAAUCGUCUUGUAUCUGAGACAACAAGAAUCAAUUAUCACAAUAUUAAGAUCCGUCCAGAAGAUUUUCAAGACAUACUUUUGGACAAGAUUGGAUUUAGAAUGGUAGAGGACAUAACAUCAAGUGUAUCUGGUUGCAAAACUGGCUUUAAAAGACCUAUUUUGGCAUUCUGGAAGUGAUGUAUUAAGUUAUGAAAUUGCUUUUUGUUUGACUGAAAAUUAGUGUUGUAUAUAUGUGGAUUCCAGUAGGGAGCUAUUAACAUGCUUAAAACUAGUUUGGAAUUGGCUCUACAUCUUAUUUAUAUUAUUCGCAUAACUCCUCUUUCCUCAACGACUUGAUCUUA